Messenger RNA from Gekko japonicus, 1999 nucleotides. RefSeq names its product Rho GDP dissociation inhibitor (GDI) alpha (gene ARHGDIA). Gene Ontology annotation, molecular function: protein binding; Rho GDP-dissociation inhibitor activity. The coding region runs from base 17 to 631 and encodes 204 amino acids. The record is from RefSeq and is a predicted model, not a curated record. The transcript has 5 exons. Gene Ontology annotation, biological process: Rho protein signal transduction. NCBI's taxonomy places the organism in Eukaryota, Metazoa, Chordata, Lepidosauria, Squamata, Gekkonidae. Gene Ontology annotation, cellular component: cytoplasm; membrane; cytosol.
GGUUGAACUUGCAGAGAUGGCUGAACAAGAACCCACCCCUGAGCAGCUGGCCCAAAUUGCAGCUGAAAAUGAGGAGGAUGAGCACUCUGUCAAUUACAAGCCCCCUGCCCAGAAGAGCAUCCAGGAGAUCCAAGAACUAGACAAAGAUGAUGAGAGUUUGCGCAAGUACAAAGAGGCCCUGCUUGGAAAUGUAGCCAUUGCUGCUGACCCCAGUGCUCCAAACGUGGUGGUAACAAAACUGACUCUGGUUUGUGCCAGUGCCCCUGGCCCGUUGGAGCUGGAUCUCAAAGGUGACUUGGAGAGUUUCAAGAAGCAGUCAUUUGUGCUAAAGGAGGGUGUGGAGUACCGGAUAAAGAUCUCCUUUCUGGUGAACAAGGAGAUCGUUUCAGGUUUGAAGUACAUUCAGCACACAUUCAGAAAAGGAGUAAAAAUUGACAAGACUGAUUACAUGGUUGGGAGUUACGGGCCACGUGCUGAAGAGUAUGAGUUCUUAACCCCUAUGGAGGAAGCCCCCAAGGGUAUGCUGGCCCGGGGCAGCUACAACAUCAAAUCGAAAUUUACAGAUGAUGACAAGACAGACCAUCUGUCCUGGGAGUGGAACCUGACCAUCAAGAAGGAGUGGAAGGAUUAGUCCUUCUAAUGCCAAAUCCCAAGAAUUGCUCAGACAGUGGCUACAGUAGAAACCCCACCCUGUACCAAAGUGCUGGCAUUGGAUACCCUUCCCCUUCCCCUUUUAGCUCACCAGGAAGACUUCUUGGCUCAAUGCCCCAUGUUCCCUCUGAGAAUCACUGAAAGAAAUUGACCAAACCUACCCUGUCUGUCCCUGAGCACAGAGGCAGGCGUGCUUCAUGGCCUCCUCCUGGGCUUAUUUCACUGCUGCUUUUAACCCACUGGAAUAUACUUCAGGCAGGUUCUAAAAGGAAAGCAAUGCUCCUGCUUGUUGGGGAGAGAGAGGAUUUGGAGGCAUUCCUGUCUCUGGGCAAGAGGUGAAGUACUUGAGGAAUCAUGAUUCCAUGCAGAGUUGGCAACUGCCUGCUUUCCCAAUUGUUUCCAGGCUCAAUCAUGUCCACAGCCUGCCUUCCCCCUUCCCUCGGUGGGGAGGGGGAGCACGGGCUGGCUUCCCAUUUGUGAUGGUUUCUGUAACCAUGAUGCCUUAAUGUGUGUGUAACAUACAUCCCCCAAGGAGGGGCCCCCGGACCUUGUUACACUUUUUAUAUGUGCUCCUAUCCCAUCCAUACACAUAUUCCCCUCCCUUCUGUUUUACAUCUUCUGACCAGACCAUAAUCCUGCUGAUGCUGAAUUCUCCAAGGUCUUAAGCAGGGUUCAGGCUGCUACACUUAACAGGCUCCCCAAGGCCAGGGAAGCAUUUGCUUCCAGCUAGGGGGAAUAGGCUUAGUAGUAGUGCCACCGUCAUCUCCUUGUUAGUUCUCUCACACCCCAAUUUGUUGCAAAGCACUGAAGUCCCUGGGGGCAACCUCUGGAUUUCAGGGCUGGAAGAUGGAUUGGCCUAGCUCAGCAGUUCCUCAUCUGAUCUGAACAAAGAGCUUGCAAUGGACAAAUGCUCAAGAGCAGUGAAUGCCUUAUGUAUCUGUUCUGCCUUUGAAAUUGUGUGCCUGGCCUGUCAGUAUUUAUUAUUGCCUUGAUUAGAUUCCUUUUUUUCAUGGUACCUGAGCAGCCCCAGCAAAACCCCAGUGACCUGGUGGUGGAAAAAGCAGGAGGUUUGCAGGGUCCAAAAUCUCUGCUUACCAGGCAGGCAUGUUCCAGCUCAGCAGUCCGGCUCAGUGGGCUGCUUUUGAGUCCCAAAGUUGUGCUAGAACUGGGACCAAGUAUGUGGUUCUUUCAUAGCGAUGUCUCUGCCCCUACAUCUUCCUCCCUGCUCCUUUCCUUAGAGGAGAUUUUUGUUUGAUUUGGCGCAUUUUUGUCUGUAAAUCUUAGAUAGGGUUUAACAGAUUUGGAAUCAUCAGCUUCCCCUUCUGACAAAAUAAAAUCUUGAAACUGA